Messenger RNA from Styela clava, 3661 nucleotides. Its product is annotated as venom phosphodiesterase 2-like. Gene Ontology annotation, molecular function: hydrolase activity; metal ion binding; nucleic acid binding. Lineage: Eukaryota; Metazoa; Chordata; Ascidiacea; Stolidobranchia; Styelidae. The record is from RefSeq and is a predicted model, not a curated record.
UGUUUUCUUGGCCUAAAAAUAAAGAUUUAAAUCAUUAAAUUUAUGUGUACACCGUUUAUCGAACUGCAAGUCAUCUAAUAUUCGUGGAAUAUGGAAAUUUCGUUGGGAACGUAUGCAUGGUUCACCAUCAUUUGUCUUGCAUGGAGUGUAGCAGUUGACGGAAUAACAAAAGACAAAAAUUACUUCUGUGAGGGAGAAUGUGAUGUAAUCAGAGCGGAAUGCAGCUGUGAAGCUUCUUGCACGACCAACAAAUCAUGCUGCACCGAUUACGAGUAUUCAUGCAUUGGCGGAAAAUCAUGGAAAGACUCAGAAUGCACUGCAGAAGAUAAAAUGAAGUGUCCUGAUGGGUAUGACAGUCCACAUCCUUUGCUUGUAUUGUCAAUCGAUGGUUUCAGAGAUAUUUAUCUUAAUCGGAAUUUGACACCAACACUAUCGAAAAUAGCAUCUUGCGGAGUGAAAACACCAUAUAUGAUUUCCGCAUAUCCGACAAAGACUUUCCCAAAUCAUUACACAUUGGCAACGGGUUUAUAUCCAGAAAGUCAUGGUAUUGUUUCAAACACAAUGUAUGAUUUCGAGAGUGGUGAAAAAUUUCGUCCGGGCAGAAAAUCAUCAUUCAGUCCGCACUGGUGGAAAGGAGAACCGAUCUGGGUUUCAGCCAGUAAUCAAGGAUUAAAAAGUGCGACUUACUUUUGGGUUGGAGGUGAAAUCAACAUUACAAGGUAUCCUGAUUAUUGGCUCAAAUAUGAUCAGAGUUCUACCCUAGAAAAAAGAGCUCAUAAAGUAUUGGAAUGGCUGGAUAUGCCAAAGGAAACGAGGCCCUCGGUGAUAAUGUUAUACAGUCACUAUGUGGACGCCGCUGGACAUGACGCUGGCCCAUUCAGCACACUUGUCAACGAGAGUUUAGUUUACACCGACUUAAUGUUAGAAAUGAUAAUGAACGGCUUACGUGAUAGAAAUCUGGACACAUGCGUAAAUUUCAUAAUAACUUCCGAUCAUGGAAUGGCACCUAUUGACUGUAAAAACAAACUAAUUUAUCUUGAAGACUACGGGUUGAAAGAAACUGAUUAUAGUUUUGAUACCGGUGCUGUCGUUCGGAUUCAAAAGAGUUUGAAUAAAUCGCUAUGGCCUAGGUAUAACCCAUUAGAACUGAAAAAGAAGUUGGAGUGCAUGCGGAAUGAAACACACUGGGAAGCUUAUUUGACGCAUGAAUAUCUGCCAAAAAAGUUCCAUUACGCAAAUAACGAAUAUAUCGGAGACGUUCAUUUGGUUGUGGACGACAAAUGGUGGAUUACAGAAACUCGUGAUGAUCCAGAUUGCGAACCAGGUGGUCACGGAUAUGACAAUGAUUUUACUGAUAUGAGGGCUUUUUUCGCUGCACAUGGACCUUCAUUCAAACGAGGAUACACCAAAAAAUUGCCCUUUGGAAACAUUGAAAUGUAUAAUUUAAUGGCAGAUCUUCUUGGUUUGAAUGCAGCUCCAAACAACGGUACAGAGGGUAGUCUUUAUGAUAUUCUAGUCAAUCCUAAGAAAUUGCUGACUGAAUCUUUCGGAUUGAAUCCAGAAAGUUGUGUAUAUCCAAAUAUUGACUCUUCUUCCACAAAUAUGAUUGGGUGCCAGCCAUGUCAGAUGGUGUCAACCGAACAAGCAAGUCAAAGAUUGAAUAUGAAUAAUGAACAAGCAAACGCAUACAUGGCGGAAAAUAUGCUUUAUGGAAGACCGAGGAUAUUCAAAGAACAAACUCAAUAUUGCAUUUUAUCACAAAGCAAUUAUAUAACAACAUACGACAACAAUUUGAAAAUGCCAAUCAUAUCUUCGUUUGUUUUAAACAACGAUACUGAGGAGUUUUCCAGCAUGAAUUUAAACUGUGCCCGCCGGGAUAUUCGAGUGAAUGAAAAUUCCAACAUAAAUUGUUCUGCUAGUACGGAUUUAACAUGGACGUUUCUUUUUUCUCCAAGAUUGGUUACAGAAAGCAAUCAGCAAGAUGUUACAAUAUCAUCUAACAUGAUUCCUGUUUACAAACCAUUUUCUGAAAUUUGGCAAUUCAUGGCGAAAAGUUUUGUGAACUGGGCUCAAAUGUAUAAUGGAAUUUCAGUCCAUGUUGGACCGAUCUUUGAUUACAACUACGACGGACACGCUGAUUCCUUCGAUGUGAUAAAACGGAACGGUAACUUUGUUGUAGAAGAUGACAUCAACUCAACUGCGAUUCCAACUCAUUACUUCAUCAUUGCUACUAGAUGUCGUGAUCAGAUGGGAUCAAAGUCAAUUCAAGAUUGUGCAAAAUCAAUGGAUGAAAUUGAAGUUUUGAAUUUUAUUAUUCCCAAUUUUAAAGAAGCACCAUGUCACACGGCCAACUCGCAGUUGAGUGAUUGGGUUCCCGAAGCAAUUUCAAAACACGUAGCUCGAAUGAAAGACAUAGAACUACUGUCCGAAAUUUCUUUCUUUACAUCAUGGUUGACAAAUGAAACGACUACUCAAGAAGAUAUGAUGAAAGUAAUACAAACAAAAUUGAUUUUACCAGAAACUUCACAGAGUUGGGUACAAGAUUUUAUUUUGAAGACAGAUAAUGAUGAAACUACCGAAUCUCCUGUUACUACAACCUCUUCUUCUGAAAUUGUUUCGAAGUCCAAUCUUGUUCUACUGUUUCUUUCGCUUCUUGUUUGGAUUUAUAAUUUAUAAAACAUAUCAACAAUUCAAUUUUUAUUCAGCAAAAUAAGAUACUAAAUAGAUACAAGUAACAGAAAACACAAUAGUGUGAAUAGAAGCACUUAAAUCAAUACAAAGUGAUACGUAAAUCAAAAAGGUCAUAUGAGGUUUUCAACCAUUAGAUUAUCUAAUUCCCAUUAGGAUUUUCUUUGAUUGACAAUGAAAGACAUACACAAGCAGCUUUACGUGUGGUACUACUAUGUUUUGAAUGCUGUUUAUUAUUUUUGUCAGAACUUCACAUUCUACAUUGUUAGUAAAAAUCUAAUUAGGAUACCUUUUUUCUAUUUAGCAAUGAUGACAAAAAAUUAUAGCUUUGUAUUGUUUUACUUGAACACGUAGACUAGCAUAUUAUUAGAAAUAUUGAAAGCGGUGAAUAAUUUGUACAAACACGUAACACAUGUUUUACAGCUCUGAUACUUUUUUUUUACAAAUUUGCACAAAGCAAAAUUAUCAAUAUUAUAAGCAACUCAUCAGGUAAUUUCAUGCAUUGUUGUUAUAUAAUAUUUCCUUCUUUGGUAUUUCCAUAUAGAAUUAUAUAUAUAUCAUAAUUAUAUAGCUUGCCACACUCUCUGUAAAAUGACUAGUUACGUCACUUUGCUCCCAGUAUAUUUUAAGUUCACAGUCACAUCUUGUAAAAAAUUAGCGACUCACUUGUUUUUAGUUACACACGGUUUGGUAAAAAAAAGGUAUGUGUUUAAUACUUCAUUUUUAUUGGGCAAAUGUUUUAACGAAGCAGCAAAAAUGGCAAGAAAAUGCAAAAAUAUUUUUUAGCUUAUAAAAAAAAAUAUAGUAAUAGUGUAUUACUAUUGAGAGGUAGUAAAAACUUCAAAAUCGAGAUAAGUUACCGUAUAUAUUUUUAUUUUUCAGAAUAAAGUACUUCAAAUCAUGUAGAUUUUCGAAAAUGUAUUUGAUCAUAUUAUAUAUAUAUGUUUAUAAUUAAAAUGAUGUGUAACUUAUA